GUUUGGGAAAUGCGCGAGCAUUUACUAUAUUACCAGUGGCAACGGGAGCGCGACACUCUGCCGUAGAUGGAGGACUCUACUUGCAUAGCAUUUACAGGAGAAAAUGUCUUGGUGAUUACAACGCGGUCAAACAUCUCAACGUAGAAGAAAGCAGUUUUUUUUCUUUCAAAACGCCCUAGAAAUGACGAAUCAAUUAGGAAUAUUGAUUCAACUAUCUCUGAUAUUGCUCAACACAAAGUACGUUUUUUCGACCUCACCGCAUCCGAAACUCCUCGUAAUAUCUUACGACGCAUUUAGAUACGAUUACUUUGAUAGAAAUAUAACACCCUUCAUGGUUCAGAUGAAAGAAGAGGGGACUGAUGUUGAAUACAUGAAUAAUGUGUUUGUGACAAAAACACUAAUAAAUCAUCACUCCAUUGCAACCGGAUUUUAUGCUGAGACCCAUGGGGUCCUAGAGAAUGUCAUUCUGGGGCCCGAGGGGUUCCUCAAUAUCUCCCAAGAGUUGUUCAGUUAUAAUAAGAAUAUUUUACCUAUUUGGACUAUCAACGAACUGGACGGUGAAAACAGACACAGUGGAACGAUGAUGUGGCCUGGGAGUGAAUACAAAUACCGAGGGAUGGUAGUACCGAGUCAUGUCAUGCCCCUCAACAUUUCAAUGCCCUGGAAGGCUCGUGCCGACAAAGUAAUAUCCUGGUUUCUCGAUGAGAAGAAUCCAGUGAAUUUCGCUGCACUAUACAUCGAAGAGCCCGAUGCUCACGCCCACGCCCUAGGCACCGAACAUCCAAGAGUUAAAGAAUUAUUACGAAAACUCGAUGAGUUAACGAAAUACAUUCACGACAAACUCGAGGAGCAUAAUCUUCAAGAUGUGAACGUAAUCCACUUGAGUGAUCACGGUAUGGCGGAUGUAUCUAUUUCUAGAAUAAUAAAUAUCACCGAAUUGGUUGGUAAAGAUGAUUAUGAGACUGUCGCCAGUACCUCUACAAUGUUCAUAAUGCCUCACGAAGGGAAGGAGCAUAAUGUCUAUAAUAAACUCAAAGCGGCAGCUAAUAAAACUGGGGCCUUUGAGGUCUGGUGGAAACACGAAAUACCAGAACGGUAUCAUUAUGGUAGUAAUAGCAGAAUGAGCUCGAUAUUUGUCGUGGGCAAGGUCGGCUAUGCAUUCGAAGGACUCUAUAACUCAUUUCCUUAUUAUCAGUCUACAUUCAACGUCACAAUUACUAAUGACUCACUGUUCGGAGUACAUGGUUACGAUAACGAGGAUCGUAGGAUGCACCCAAUGUUCUUUGCCAGAGGCCCAGCGUUCUUAUCACACUGCAAACUAGAACCCUUUCAGAAUAUUGACUUACUGUCACUCUUUUGCAAUCUUCUUCAUAUUUCCGAGUGCCCCAAUACUAAUGGCACUCUCGAGGCUUUUAAACCUUGCCUUAAGGAGUAUGAGGAUCCAUCAAAGGACAAGAGUGUCUAUGCUGCAUUGAUUAGUAUGAUAAUAGUUAUUUGCAUAGUCGUUUUGGGAACCCUCUACUACCUGAGAAGAAGCCGAGAGCAACGAUAUUGGCACGCAUACAAGAGACCAAACUAUGAAGGGUCUGCAUAAAAUUUCAAACGAGCAAAUAUUGGACGACGCUAAGAUGGAACAGCUGUGGGACGAUCGUCAUGACGUGGAAACGAUGUGACAGUAGAUAAGAUGAUUUAAUUGAUGAGGAAACUGGUGGUUAAGUGGAGAUGAGUCCAAAAAUCAUUUGCAAAUAUCUAAAGAGGAUAUAUUAGAGAAAAAUAUUAAAGGACAUUUAGACCGUUGUUGAUGGGCUACAAAAUAGUUUUUUAAGAUCCAUGUUCUUUCUGAGUACGCGAAUUUCAGGAAUUUUCGCAAAGUAAUCCUGUAAUUUUUUAAAUUUUACUUGAAAAUCAAUUUGAAAAAUAGAAAAAUAAAAUUUUGAAAAUAUUUCUUGAAUAAAAGAUGUUUAGAGAAAAAUACUACGAAACUUUUUCAUAGCUCUUGAAGUUCUCUACAAAAAAUGUCUUGUUACAUUUUCCUUCCAAUGGCUUUAUUUAAAAAAUAUUCACAAAAUAAACUAGGCAAUUUUUUUUUGACUUUAUCAUCAGUUUCAUUCGCCUCGAACAAUUGCCCCAUCCUCAACAUUUUUCUCUCAUCCUUUAAAUACAAUUAAUUACAAUUGAUGGCCUAGUCCUAUUUAUUGAAAACCAAGAUUUAAUAGUUAAUUAUUGACGCAUUGAUUUUAAAAAGAAAAUAACCUGAUUGUUACGUAAAUUUUAAAUUUAAUUUUUAUCCAUUCACGUACCUCAAUUUAUCUUGUGAUUUACAAUUAUCAAUGUACAAAAAUAAAUUACCUCUACUACAAGAA
Molecule: messenger RNA, 2363 nt
Organism: Diachasma alloeum
Lineage: Eukaryota; Metazoa; Arthropoda; Insecta; Hymenoptera; Braconidae
Product: bis(5'-adenosyl)-triphosphatase enpp4
Exons: 10
Coding region: 182-1594 (470 amino acids)
Source: RefSeq, a predicted model, not a curated record